This is a messenger RNA of Centruroides sculpturatus (bark scorpion), 986 nucleotides long. Its product is annotated as plasma kallikrein-like. Gene Ontology annotation, biological process: proteolysis. The coding region runs from base 24 to 830 and encodes 268 amino acids. The transcript has 5 exons. NCBI's taxonomy places the organism in Eukaryota, Metazoa, Arthropoda, Arachnida, Scorpiones, Buthidae. Gene Ontology annotation, molecular function: serine-type endopeptidase activity. The record is from RefSeq and is a predicted model, not a curated record.
AUUUUUUGAAAUUUUUAGGACCUAUGUGUUAUCCUGAGAUGGAAGAAGUUAUAAAUCAUAGGAAAGCUAGAAUUGUUGGAGGUUUCACUGCCGAAGAUAGAUUUGACCAAAUGAGAUUUGUGGCCGAGAUUCAUACUCCUAAAAAACGAUUGUGUCUAGCCACUGUGGUUACCGAAAAACAUUUAAUAACAGCCGCUCAUUGUCUUUACCGUCUACCACAUUUAAGCGAUAUCUUAUUGAUAAUUGGGGAUUUUGACAUUUCAACAACUGAUGAAGUCACCCACGAAGUUCGAUCCAUAAACGAUCUCGUAAUUCAUCCGGAAUUUGAUGGCAGAAGAGCAAAUAAUGACAUCGCACUUAUUGGGAUCGAUCCACCUGUUCAUCUAGGUAAAGAUAUAAAAGCCGCCGUUUUACCUCCUGUAAAUGCACAGCUUCCUAUUGGAACAAUGUGCACCAUCUGGGGGUGGCAAUACUAUCCUUGGACUGGAUACAGAAACGACGCUAAGUAUAUUUUGCAUCGGGUUGACAUUCCACUUGUUUCCAAAGACCAAUGUAGAAAAUAUUAUUAUUCCGUUAAUAAGACCAAACUUUGUGUCGGAGGACGAAAAGGGAUGGCUUCUUGUAAGGGUGAUUCUGGAGGAAGUCUUCUUGUUUGGAUUAACCAUUAUUAUGUCGUUUGCGGAAUCGUUUCGGCUGGAAUUGGAUGUGGAAUGGAGGGUAUACCAAACAUUUAUGCUGAUGUGUCUAGAUACACUGGAUGGAUAUACGGAAUGACCCUGGAUGCAGCUUGCAAACCAAGCAUACAUCGAAAUGCGACCUAUCCGCAGUAAUUUAUGACAAAAAUGUUUCGAUUACACAGCAAUUUAUAAAUGAAAAAUAAACUAAUUGACAAGAAUGAAGGUGUCAUGAAGAAUUUUAUGUAAAACUGGUGUAUAUACUCGUUACACCGAUUUUUUACGCUGUCGAAAAUUGCAUAAGUUAAGUCU